AUGGAGGACAUAGACUAUGAGACUCAGCUCGACUCUCAAGAUGUAAAAUUAGAAGAACCAGCCAAAGAUGUCUUCAUCGCUCCAUCAAUCGACGAAAAUGCAAUCUUUUCUGGGGCAUCAUACACACAUCACUCGCCCAUCCCAGAUGCGAUCGCCAACGAUAUUUCCGCUCCAUGUGUACUUGGCGUCGACGAAGCAGGUCGAGGCCCCGUCCUAGGCCCCAUGGUCUAUGGCGUGCUCUAUCUCCCUCUUCCGCAGCACGAGUCAAUCCUCAAAACCAAAUACCACUUCAUGGACUCCAAAGUCCUCACACCAGCAACUCGCUCCUCCCUCAUGGAAUCGCUUUGCACGAAAGACAAUGACCUCUACAGCAACUGUGGCUGGGCAACUCGAGUGAUUUCAGCUCGAGACAUCUCCUCCGGCAUGCUUCAACCAGCAGGUCGCGGAACCUACAAUCUGAAUGCCCAAGCCAUGGACGCAACCAUCGACCUCAUCAAAGAGACCUUUGCACGUGGUGUGAAUAUUCAAGAGAUCUAUAUUGAUACCAUUGGGAGUCCAAAAGUCUAUCAGACAAAGCUGGAACGUAUUUUUCCCACCACGAAAAUUACCGUUGCAAAGAAGGCGGACUCACUCUACCCGUGCGUUAGCGCGGCAAGUGUAGUCGCAAAGACGACAAGAGAUGCGGCGUUGAAAGUGUGCUACAAGUCUUAUGCUGGAGUGGACGGGCAGGUUGCAGAGGGAUGGGGGUCAGGCUACCCAAGUGAUGGGAAGUGCACAAGUUGGCUGAGGGAGAAUAUGGAUCCUGUGUUUGGGUGGGGCUCAGAGUGCCGAUUCAGCUGGGGUACGGCGAAGGAUAUGCUUGAAGCGAAGGGGAAGGGUGUGAAGAUUGACUGGCCUGAAGAGGAAGAUGCGGAGGGAAUGAAGGUGACGGAUUUCUUCUCGGCUUCUGGGCAGGAUGGCCAAGAAGAGGGCAGUGAGCUUGCCAAUUGGUUCGGACGGCCAGCUCCAGAAGCUGUGUUCUGA
Molecule: messenger RNA, 1023 nt
Organism: Bacidia gigantensis
Lineage: Eukaryota; Fungi; Ascomycota; Lecanoromycetes; Lecanorales; Ramalinaceae
Exons: 1
Coding region: 1-1023 (340 amino acids)
Biological process (GO): mismatch repair; DNA replication, removal of RNA primer
Cellular component (GO): ribonuclease H2 complex
Molecular function (GO): RNA-DNA hybrid ribonuclease activity; RNA binding
Source: RefSeq, a predicted model, not a curated record